AUGUACUUGGGCAUUCAGACUCACAGACAGAAGGAGAACCAGCGCCGCUUCUACCUGGCCAUGAUGUACGAGUAUGCAGAUGUGAACAUGCUCCGGCUGCUGGAGACCUUCCUGGAGAGCGCCCCCCAGCUGGUGCUGCAGCUCUGCAUCAUGAUCCAGAGCAACCAGGCCGAAGGGCUGCAGUGUAUGUCUGCUCUGUCCUCUCUUCUGUCUUUGGCAUGGGUGCUCGCUUCAUACCAGAAACUUCUGCGUGAUUCCCGUGAUGACAAGAAGAGCAUGAGUUAUCGCGGUGCUCUGGUGCACCUCUUUUGGCGCCUCUUCACUAUCUUCUCUCGGGUGCUCUCCUUUGCCCUUUUUGCCUCUGUUUUCCACAUCUACUUUGGUAUUUUUGUGGUGCUACACUGGUGCGCCAUGGCUUUCUGGGUAAUCCAUGGUGGUACUGACUUCUGCAUGUCCAAGUGGGAGGAGGUGUUGUUCAACAUGGUGGUGGGUGUGGUCUAUGUUUUCUGUUGGUUUAAUGUUCAAGAGGGCCAGACCCGCUACCGGAUGGUAGUGUAUUACAUUGUGGUCCUGUUGGAGAACACUCUCCUCAGCUGUCUGUGGUAUGCUUACCGGGACCCCGUCACUACAGACGCGUACGCCUCCCUCGCCCUCUGCGGAGUAUUCCUGUGCUUUGCCUCAGGUGUGGCUUGCAUGGUGCUCUACUACAGUGUCCUCCACCCUAUGGGCCCCCGCAUGAGGGUUCUGGCCAGCUCCUGCUGUGCUGAGCUCCUCUGGGGUCUCCCACUGCCUCCAGAGGCAGAACCCAUGGCCCCCACUCCAGGCCCUCGAGGGUCUCAGGCCACACCCACUCGGGGCAUGGCUAUAGACCCUGAGGAGCUGGAUGAAACUGCCACAGACACUUGCCUUCCUGUGUUCCAGGUGCGCUCCACAGAACCAGUAGACGCUGCAGGGCGGCCAAUCAGGCCUGAAGGCCCACUCAUCAAAAUAGACAUGCCUAGAAAGCGAUACCCUGCUUGGGAUGCACACUUUGUGGAUCGGCGCCUGCGUAGGACCAUAAAUGUGCUCCAGUUCAUAAGCCCGAACGCAGUGGGCAUCAGGUACAGAGAUGGCCCGCUCCUGUAUGAACUACUGCAAUACGAGUCAUCACUCUGA
Messenger RNA from Knipowitschia caucasica, 1155 nucleotides. Lineage: Eukaryota; Metazoa; Chordata; Actinopteri; Gobiiformes; Gobiidae. The record is from the annotation of a GenBank genome assembly.